Molecule: messenger RNA, 2738 nt
Organism: Monodelphis domestica (gray short-tailed opossum)
Lineage: Eukaryota; Metazoa; Chordata; Mammalia; Didelphimorphia; Didelphidae
Gene: EPHX2
Product: epoxide hydrolase 2
Molecular function (GO): catalytic activity
Source: RefSeq, a predicted model, not a curated record
CGCCUACCAGGAAACUAAAGCAAAAGUCAAAGAAUGCUCGCAAGAGCUAGAUGUUCAUCCUGUCGUUAGACGCUGGGGAUGGGUAGAGGGAAGAUCGUUUAGAAGUUUUAGAGGAGAAAAAGUUUUCUCUUAAAAUAGGUCGGAUUGGCCUAGCCCUACUAGCUGGCUGGGCUCCAGAGGGGCGGAUCAGAGGCAAAGGCCACCAGGGAGGAGAGCCCCAGGACACGGGGCAUGAGCAGAGUUGAGAGCAGUGCAACUUGGAGGAGGAGGAGGAGGAGUUGGGAGUAGGAGUAGGAGGCAGGAGUGCAGGCGGCGGCGGCUGCAGCCAUGGGGCUCCGCGCUGCUCUGUUCGAUCUUGGCGGAGUACUAGUGCAUCCCUCCAUGAACAUCAUCUUCAGCCAAGCCGAGGAAGCCUUGGCUUUGCCCAGGGGCUUUUUAAAUAAAGUUAUCACUCAAGGAGGCCUUGAGAGUCCCUACGUGCACCUCAUAAAAGGAGAGAUCACAUUUUCACAGUGGGUUCCUCUCAUGGAAGAAGAUUGUAGGAAACUUUCUGUAGCCUCCAACUUCUGCCUCCCAGAGCAAUUCUCUCUACAGAAAAUCUUUGAAGAUAUGAUUUCAGAAGGAAAGAUCAAUUACCCUAUGCUGCGAGCUGCCAUCACUUUGAGAAAUAAGGGAUAUAAAACCUGUAUCCUUACCAACAACUGGCUGGAUGAUGGCCUCCAGAGAAAUGUUAUUGCUCAGUUGAUGUGUACCCUAAGCAAGCACUUUGACCUAGUUAUAGAAUCAUGCCGAAUUGGAAUGGUCAAGCCAGACCCAGAGAUUUAUAAGUUUGCCCUGGAGGCUUUGAAGGUGGCCCCACAUGAGGCUGUUUUCUUAGAUGAUACUGGGGCCAAUCUCAAGAAAGCUCGUGAACUAGGAAUGGUCACCAUUCUUGCCCAAGAUACUGACAUGGCUCUGAAGGAACUAGAAAAAUCAACUGGUGUUCAGUUUCCCAACCACGAUAUGGAACGGCCUAUAGCAGUACAUCCAAGCAAUAUUGCCCACGGAUAUGUUGAAGUCAAGCCUGGGGUCCAGCUGCAUUUUGUGGAGAAAGGGUCUGGCCCUGUUGUGUGUCUCUUCCAUGGCUUCCCUGAAUUCUGGUAUUCCUGGAAGUGUCAGAUCCCUGUUCUAGUAGAAGCAGGCUUCCGGGUUAUUGCUCUGGAUUUGAAAGGUUUUGGAGAUUCUUCUGCCCCCUACGAAAUAGAAGAAUAUUCCCAGGAAGUCAUAUGUAAGGAGUUGAUUACUUUCCUGGAUAAAUUGGACAUUUCCCAAGCAAUAUGUAUUGGCCAUGACUGGGGUGGUCUCCUGGUGUGGAACAUGGCUAUCUUCUAUCCAGAGAGAGUAAGGGCAGUGGCCAGUGUGAAUUCACCCUUCUUUCCACCAGAUCCAGUUGUGCCCCUUAAAGAGAAGUUAAAAAAGAACCCAGUCUUCAAUUACCAGUUCUACUUCCAAAAACCAGGAGUAGCAGAAGCUGAACUGGAGCAGGACCUGACCCGGACAUUCAAAAUCUUGUUCCGAGCAAGUGAUGAGAGAAAGGAUACCAUAAUUACAAACAACGAUGAAAAUGGAAUUCUGAAAAAAAUCGAGAAUCCUUUUCUGAGUUGGAUGCUAACAGAGGAGGAUAUCAACUACUAUGUGCAGCAGUACAAGAAGUCUGGCUUCAGGGGUCCCUUAAACUGGUAUCGGAACCAUGAUGCAAAUUGGCGGUGGAGCUGCAUGGCAACCAAAAGGAAGAUCUUGGUUCCAGCCCUGAUGGUCAUAGCUGAAAAUGAUGUGGUUUUAAGUCCAAAGCUAAGUGAGAACAUGGAAAAGUGGAUCCCCCAUUUGAAAAGGGCAUAUAUUAAGAACUGUGGACACUGGACUCAGUUGGAAAGGCCAAGAGAAUUGAAUCAGAUACUCAUUGAGUGGCUGAAAGAUGUGACCAAGACUCCUUCAAUGGUCUCUCUUCUCUAAUCUGGAGUGUGUGUGUCUGUCUGUGUGUGUGUGAAGUCAUUACAUAUCAAAUAUAUCAAAUGAUCUACUCUCUUUAACACAGCAUUAGAAGAGGCUGGUGGGUUGUGCCAGAAAAGCAAUUGAGUCUCCUCCUCUUGUUAUAGCACACACCAGAAAUUAGGACUUCAGUUCUGGGAGAAAAAAAAAAGGGAUGGGAGCAAACUCAUGCAUUAUUAGAGUAUUGGACAUUCAAAUUUAGUGAGAAAAGAUAGGUAGUUACUUAAAUCACUCUCAUUAAUACUCUUCCUUAUGAUAUUAAUUAAAAUUUAGGUAAUAAUGAUUAAAUAAUAAUAAUUUAAUUUUAUAAGUCAGAUUGAGAGUCAUCUUUCAUUCCUGUACCCAGAAGUCAGAAAGUGCUGGAUUCUAAUUCUGGCUUAUUAACUGAAUGACCUUGGGAAAAUUAUUCAACCUUUAUGAACUUCAUCCAGUGAGAGACUUAGACUCGAUGAUCUCUCUUGUUCUCUAUAAUAAAUAUAUUAAGGCAGAAAAUUUUAAAUGGGGUGAAAUUUGUAGGAUUAGGAAGCCACUAAGUGAGCAAGGUCUCCUGAGUAGUGUUAAGGUAUAAAACCUGGGGGAGGUAAAUCUGGGGUUUCUACUUUGAUUAAGUGUUUAAUGAUGUUACCAACUAAUUUGUUAUCAUGAUCAUUGUACACUAUUAUCAUGUUAUCAUACAAUGUUAUCACAGUGUCAUAAAAUUUCUAAAAAUA